Molecule: messenger RNA, 1885 nt
Organism: Aspergillus ibericus CBS 121593
Lineage: Eukaryota; Fungi; Ascomycota; Eurotiomycetes; Eurotiales; Aspergillaceae
Exons: 5
Coding region: 44-1864 (606 amino acids)
Molecular function (GO): protein binding
Source: RefSeq, a predicted model, not a curated record
CUUAGUCUCAUCAGUGUGGUCCUUGGUGAUAGGUAUAGUCAAGAUGCUGACCAAGCUUCCGCCAGAGUUAUUGGAUAUGACCAUCCGCCUAAUCGAUAGUCGUACGGACUUGAGGCGUCUUUGUGAAGUCUGCAGGCGGCUUCAUGAUAUAACCCUACCACAUCUAUACCGCCCCCUGAUCCUAUCUGCGCCGGAGGUGCUGUUCGAGGACCUGGUCGCGAUUCUGGAGAAGAUACCACGGAAAUACUUAAAAUACACACGGGAAUUUGGCUUCACUAUUCCCAUCCACGAGCAAUUCGAAGCCCGUUGUGUCCACCACGAUGCCAAGGAACACAUCAUAGACGAUGAUGUCGAGGCUGGGCUUCCAGACCUAUUGCCAGAUGAUGACAAUGUUGAGUAUGGGACGAUCGAUGGCGAGACGGAUAUAGAUGAGAGUAUGGAGGAGGGUCAAGUCAUGGACCCUUUCUUUGACUUCAAUAGUGUCUUGAGCUCUCUGAGGUUCCCAGAUGAUCAGCUACGAAGUUUCCGGUUAGCACCGCAUUACUCAACAUGGGCAAUCUACUUAUGUGAAUACAGGUGGGAGGUAGGAACAUGUAUUCCGGAAGCCAUCUUUUACACUAUCCUUAGCAAUCAACGACAUAUUCAAUCCAUUACUUUGAUCACAGGCGGAGAAUGUGGUGCAAGUCAGUACUUGGUGGAUCUUGUCCAAUUCAGAAGACUACGGUCCCUUGACUGGAAGGGACUGCAUCGAUAUGACGACUUCAAAGCCGUCAGAGACUGCAUCAAAGUCCAUGGCCAUCAAAUCCAAUCCCUCACUCUCGAUCUCUUGAUCUGGGAUCGUGCAGAGGAAAUAUGGACUGAUGGAUUUCGUCAAUCGAGUUCCCAGCCCACCAGAGUCCCAGACAACUUCUUCUCACAAAGAGUGCUCAAUCUCCACCCUGGAGCUAAAAAGAUCAUACUUUCAUCUCUUGAGAAUCUUCACCUGUCAGCUGUGUCGUUUAAACAUACUGAUAUGGAAAUGGCGCAUGCGUUCAAUAUCGAACACCUGAAGAGCCUCAAGUUGCGAAACUGCCCGGGAUCCCUUGACUGGGUACGACGGAUACACAACGCUGGAAAGCCAAUGGAGCUGAAAUCUUUCGAGCUGGGUUUUGAUCUCGAUAGUCUUGGGAAAGAUGGGUAUACGCACAUCACGGAGACGAUCUGCAAUUUUGUCCAGCACGUUCCCAAUCUAGAGAGUCUCUAUCUAAUGCUCCCUGAGCCUAUGAAUUGGACCACGCUCACAGAUAGACUGUCAAACCAUCGUUAUCUCAAACUCUCUGUUAUGCACCAUCUGACGGAUCGAGGUGGUCAGUACCUUAUCGAUGGAGAUCUAGCAUGGCCUUUGCAUUUGGAAAAUAUCCUACAAAGAACACAUUUAACUUGUUUUGGAUCUUCCAUUCCAGCUAGGACCUUGGAAAUGCACUUGCCAAGGAUGCAACCGAGACCAUCCUGCAAACUGCUACAUAUUAGAACAAGUGGAGUUAUUCUUGAUAGACUAAGUGUUAUUAAGUCUGGGCAACCGAACUGGUUCUCUGACCCUCUAUAUACCUAUCAGUAUGGUGAAGGUUUUCCCUAUGUACUCGAUGAACAUGUAAUCAUGUUCGCGCACUGGGCGUUCAGUGCCGAUGGUCUUCCGGACCUUCAAGUCAUCGCCUGGGGAGACUUUUCAUAUGGCGGCCGCUAUUCCAAGGUGAAUCUUCUCCUUUGUAGAAAUGGUGAUGGAAUCUGGCACUUGACCCCUUCGAAUACCGUUGCUUGGAAUGUUUUCCAGGAUAAUUUGGAUAUGCUGGCAGCUUGUCCUUAUGAUGAUCUCCUAAUGCUAUGAUUUAUUUUGCGAUGGAGAGAC